Messenger RNA from Oncorhynchus keta (chum salmon), 2603 nucleotides. It is a transcript of the gene pi4k2b, whose product is annotated as phosphatidylinositol 4-kinase type 2 beta. Gene Ontology annotation, biological process: endosome organization; Golgi organization; phosphatidylinositol phosphate biosynthetic process. Gene Ontology annotation, molecular function: 1-phosphatidylinositol 4-kinase activity. NCBI's taxonomy places the organism in Eukaryota, Metazoa, Chordata, Actinopteri, Salmoniformes, Salmonidae. The coding region runs from base 207 to 1703 and encodes 498 amino acids. The transcript is spliced from 11 exons. The record is from RefSeq and is a predicted model, not a curated record. Gene Ontology annotation, cellular component: endosome; plasma membrane; trans-Golgi network.
CCGGAAGCGAUCUUUGGCUGAUGUGGACAAUCUAUUAACGGGUGAAAUAAUCUCCCGCUAAGUAACUAGCGACUGUCGAGCAAGCCGGUGUCAAAGAAAUAAACAUUUUUUUAAACAAUGCAACGAUGAAAAUAUGUAGCGUUUGAACUAAACAAUUUUUUAAACAUUUGUAAGAUCUGGAAUAAAAAAUAAAUAAGCGAUCAACAAUGAUGUCGGAAUGCGAACCAAACGAGCCCGAUCCGGUGGUGGCGGAUGACAUCGCCCCGGUAACCGCCUCCGCUGCUGCUUCUACCACGGAUCUCAACUUUCGGUCACAGGAGCCACUGUCGACGUUGUUCGAUAGAAACACAGUCGGGUCUGGGACAAACCCCGGGGUCGCGAUUCGGAUCUCGGGUUCGUGUGAAAGUGUUCUUACCGAAUUGGAGACGGACGGUUCUGGGGAAGAGACUCUGUUGUUACCGUGUUUAUCCGGAGGCGCGUCGUCACCUCGGGGCGAGAGGCAGAAGAGGACGAGGCGGAACCGACGGAGUUCAUCGUCGGAUAAAGAUAACCUUACCUCGCCAGGUAACAGUAGUGGAGACUUUAACCAUUUCCCCGGUGACCCGGAGUUUGGUGACAUCAUUCAGAGGGCGGAGCAGGCCAUCGAGGGCGGAGUCUUCCCAGAGAGAAUCUCUCAGGGUUCUAGCGGGAGUUACUUCGUUAAAGACUCCAAAGGGAAAAUCCUCGGUGUUUUCAAACCAAAGUCUGAAGAGCCUUACGGUCACCUCAACCCUAAAUGGACCAAAUACUUUCACAAGCUGUGCUGUCCAUGUUGUUUUGGCCGUGGCUGCCUGAUCCCCAACCAGGGCUAUCUCUCAGAGGUUGCUGCCUCCCUCGUUGAUACCAGGCUAGGACUGGGGGUGGUCCCCAAAACCAAGGCUGUGUAUCUAGUCAGUGAGACAUUUCACUACAACACUAUCGACAGGGCGAAGUCCAGAGGGAAGAAAUACGCCCUGGAGAUGGUUCCCAAAGUAGGACGUCACUUCCACAGAGUGGGCCUGCCCCCCAAGCUUGGUUCGUUCCAGCUGUUCGUGGAAGGGUACCAUGAGGCUGACUAUUGGCUGAGACGUUUUGAGGCGGAGCCUCUCCCAGAGAACAUCAGGAAACAGCUCCAGUCUCAGUUUGAGAGGCUCGUCAUUCUGGACUACGUCAUCAGAAACACAGACCGAGGGAAUGACAACUGGUUGAUCAAGUAUGAGAAGCCAGGGGAAGGAGAGGGAGAGAAGGCCAUCCAGAUAGCAGCUAUAGACAACGGCCUGGCCUUCCCCUUCAAACACCCUGACGAGUGGAGAGCCUACCCGUUCCAUUGGGCCUGUCUGCCCCAGGCUAAAGUGCCCUUCUCCCAGGAGACCAGAGAGCUGGUGCUGUCCCGUCUGUCAGACAUGAACUUCGUUCAGGACCUCUGUGAAGACCUCUACGAACUGUUUAUGGCAGAUAAAGGUUUUGAUAAGACCAUGUUUGAAAGGCAGAUGUCAGUCAUGAGAGGACAGAUCUUAAACCUGAGCCAGGCGUUGAAGGACAAUAAAACUCCCAUUCAGUUGGUCCAGAUGCCCAGAGUCGUGGUGGAGAGACGGCGGACUGGAGGACAGGGGAGGGUGGUGACAUUAGGAACAGCUUUCACCCAGACCUUCCACUGCAAGAGACCGUUCUUCUCUUCCUGGUAGAGGGAGGGAUGGCUGGAGAGAGAGAGGACAGGGGAGGGUGGUGACAUUAGGAACAGCUUUCACCCAGACCCAGAGGGAGGGAUGGCUGGAGAGGGAGAGAGGACAGGGGAGGGUGGUAACAUUAGGAACAGCUUUCACCCAGACCCAGAGGGAGGGAUGGCUGGAGGAGCUGCUGCAGGGGUGGGUGGAGAGAUGAGGAGGGAGGGAAGAGAGGGAGCCUCCACUGCAACACAAUGACCUACCCUCCUGGUAGAGAGGGUGAGUGAGAGAGAAAUGAAGACUCUCAGAGCAUCUUUCCUCCUGGUAGAGUGAGAGGGUCAGAGAGUGAGAGGGAGAGGGUCAGAGAGGGUGAGAGGGUCAGAGAGAAAGAGAAGAGACUCUCAGAGCAUCUUUCCUCCUGGUAGAGUAAGAGGGUCAGAGAGUGGGAGAGGGUGAGAGAGAGUGGGAGAGGGUGGGAGAGGGUGAGAGAGGGAAAUGAAGAGACUCUCAGAGCAUCUUUCCUCCAGAGGGAUUGGUUUGGAGUUGGACGUCACACAUCUGGGGAAACAUCCCAAAUAGCUCCAUAUUCCCUUUAUAGUGCCCUACAUUAGGUCCCGGUCAAUGUGGAUUCGUGCACUUAGGAAGGGAAUAGUGUUCGAUUUGGGACGUAUCCCGAGUGUGUUGAGCUCAGAGGAGAACCCAGGACGUCCUGAAUGGAACCCUAUUCCCUAUCCAGUCCUGCACUACGUCUGACCAGAGGCCCCAUAAGGGGGCUAGGUGCACUUAGGGGAAUAUAGUGCUAUUUGGGAUACACUAACCGUGUCUUCGGUUCUACUGCCAAAAUCAUUGUAAUAUAAGCAUGAAGGAAAUGUUUUUUUUUUUUAAGGAAUUAAAUCAUAUUAAAAACUGGAUAAAAUACCA